AUGGUCAAAGUAAUAACAGACUCUCUUACAGCAUAUUGCUCAGAAGCCAGAGAUCUCUGGAAUGACUUAUUGCAACCCGUGGUGUUUGCCUACAACACCAGUGCAAACGUAACAACAGGUUACAGUCCAUACUUCAUCGUAUAUGGACGAUGUCCCAUCACAUGGAGCGACAUCCUCCAUGAACUUCCUUCCUCAACGUCAUUCACAUCCGACGACUUCGCGGACCAGUUCACCAUUGGUCUGAAAAAUAUCAUCAUUAACGUUGGCAAGGAGAUCGCCUCGAAAACUGCUCAAUACAAGAUGGGCUACGAUCUUCACAAUAAGGUAUGCCAAAAGGAUCUUUUCACUGGCGACCUAGUACUUUUGCACGACGACACAGUUCGUCCCAAACUCACAAACCAGUGGAAAGGCCCUUUUGUAAUUGAAGACAUCAAUCGCCCCAACAUCACAAUCACUAACCUUGUAGGUCGCCCAAUGCGACAAGCAGUCCAUAUUAACCGUUUGAAAUUGUAUUCUCCUCGUUCGAUGCCACUUGAUGCUUCUAAUACAAACACCACACCAUCAUUCGAACAAAAUAUAGAAACACCGAGUAGCAUCGAACAACCAAUAAUACGACGGUCUCAUCGCCAUCAGGAGAAACAACAACGGCAAAGCUCAGCAGACUAUUAUGAUUGA
Molecule: messenger RNA, 675 nt
Organism: Haemonchus placei
Lineage: Eukaryota; Metazoa; Nematoda; Chromadorea; Rhabditida; Trichostrongylidae
Source: the annotation of a GenBank genome assembly